UUGAUGCUCCUUGUCCCUGUCACAACUUGGUACAGCUAGCAAUUCGAUUGCUCCAUGAGGAACUUGCCUCUAUCACCACUUUACAUCACAUUGAGCUACCAUAACCAAACAACAGAUUACCAACGACUACACUCGCCGUCGCCACCGCGCUAGUCGUCCAACAACAAAGUACAUAUCCUUAUCAAAACACCUUGAUCACCAUGCCGAAGAGAGCUGCACCAACCACCGACACAGGCGCGAGAAAGAUCUCCGCGUCUGAUGUCUCGGGCAUCAAGAAGGCAGAGCGUUCCCACGAAGAGAACCAGGAGCGCGCCUACGUCGCCGCGUCGAGGCGCCAGGACCGCAGCAUCGAGGCUCGCGUCCAGUCCGCCCGCAUGGCGUCCGAGAUCCACAAGAAGCGGACAGGCAAGGGCCUCCGCAUCACCGAGGAGAUUGUCCGCCGCGAGGAGAUGUACGAGGAAGAGGAGGACGACCUGCCGCGCUCGCUGCGCCUGCUCAACCCCCAGAUGCAGACCAGCUCGCCCGAGUUCAACGCACGGAUCGAGGCGUGGAUGACCAACAAGAUGGCCAUGUCCCAGUUCAUGCAGCGCUCCAACGACGCCUGGGCGCAGAACCCCGUUAACCGGUUGUUUGCCCAGAGCUUCCCGGAUGCGGGCGUGCACGCUCAGCAGAUUACACGCCAGAUGAGCCUCGGGGCACCCCAGCAGCAGACACAGCAGCCGCAGCAGCAGGCACCAAUGCAGUCGCCGGGGCCUCAGUCCCCGCACUCCCAGAUCCCCCAGUCACCCAUGUCGCCUACCUUCCAACAGCCAUUCCAGUCCAUGCCGACGCACAACCACGAGCGUCACGACUCGGUCGCCUCGGCAGUCUCGCCGACUAACGUGGGCACCAAGGUCUCGCCCACACUCACGCACGACGCUUCCACGCCAGCGACGCCAGCGCCUCAGCCGCAGUUCGUUGAGGAUGAGCCGCAGUCCAUCUUCACGGCCGACCUGCCACCGGAGAUGAGGCUGCUGAUGGGUAUGCCCAACAUGGAGCCCAACCCGUACAGCCAGAACAUCUACGGCCACAACUGGCAGAGCAUGGACAGCGGCUUCUACGAUGGCAUGGCCGCUGCGCCCCAGAAGCUCGGCGAGUACGACCAGCCGCCUGCGGACAGCAUGUUUGGCGAGGCCAUGGGCGACGACGCCAACUGGCAGUACCGCACCGAGGAGCCCGCUUGGGACAGCUUCCUCAACGACAAUGUGUGGUCGAGCCAGGAGUGAGGAGUGGCUCUUCAGUCAUUCGCUCACUUUUUUUUCAUUUUUUGACGAUUACGAAUUUCCUAGCACCGUUCACAGAUUAUUUUGACACUGCGAGACUACGGUCCGC
Molecule: messenger RNA, 1371 nt
Organism: Emericellopsis atlantica
Lineage: Eukaryota; Fungi; Ascomycota; Sordariomycetes; Hypocreales; Bionectriaceae
Exons: 2
Coding region: 201-1265 (354 amino acids)
Source: RefSeq, a predicted model, not a curated record